AUGCCUCCAAAGAAGAAGACCAGAAGCAAUUCCAUGGCUUCCCAAGACGAGCUGGACUACGAUGACUCAGAAUUAAGGCAAAAUGCCUCUCCUAGAGAAGAAGAACAUGCAAGUGAGGGAGCUUUUACCCUUUCAGACCUCAUUGCAGUCAUCCAUGCUAUGGGGAAAACCCAGAGGGAGAUGGCAGACAUAAUCAAAGAGCUAAAAAGCUCAGUCUCCAAGCCAAGCGAAGAAAACGAAAGACCUCCCCAAGAGGAGUCUGCCGCUGCCAGAGGAAGGUCUGAACAAAAGGAGCCAUCUUUUGUCACUCACAAAGAUGUCAUUGCCAUGCUGGAGAAGAAACUAAGCCGAAGCCAGGAGGAUUGGAAGUAUUUCCCUCAGCCACCAUAUCCAUUAAACCUACUCCAGCAACCAUAUCCUAAAGGCUACAAAGCACCAAACUUUAUUCUCUUCGACGGAAGGAAGGGAAGCCCGAAAGAGCAUGUCAACCGCUUCAUCGAUGCUUUGGGAUCACAUGCUGGUGAUUGUAAUCUCCGACUUAGAGAAUUUUCGAAAAGCCUUAUCGAUCGUGCUUACACAUGGUAUACGACGUUGGCACCAGGCACUGUUCGUUCUUGGGAAGAUUUAGCAAACAGGUUCUGUAAGAAGUAUUUCCAGCAUGAAGAAAGAGUUACUAUCAUUCAACUCAACAACACUCGCCAAAAAUAUGGAGAGGAUCCCGUGGACUUUGUGCACAGGUUCCGGGACCUAGCAUUGGAUUGCUACGAUGAGAAAGAUGAGGAGGCGCUUGUCGAAAUUUGCAUCAGCAAUAUUGUGGCAGAUUAUAGAGUCUAUUUGGAGAAUAUUGGCAUCAGCCAAUUUUCUCGGCUGCUGGAAGCAGUGAGGAAAACAAGCAUUUCAGUUAAGCUAACUGAGCAGGAAGCUUGGAGGAGUGAAGAAGAAGAGCGCCACUUGGGGGCUUCAUUUGGUCAGCAAGAUUAUCAAAAGACAGCUGUCGUAACCUCUCAUAAGAGCCGCAAAUCACUCUAUGAUUAG
Molecule: messenger RNA, 1035 nt
Organism: Prunus armeniaca (apricot)
Lineage: Eukaryota; Viridiplantae; Streptophyta; Magnoliopsida; Rosales; Rosaceae
Source: the annotation of a GenBank genome assembly